AUGAUUUGGACUCCACUAAUACUACCGAAACUGUUAAUACUUUUCAAGACCUUACAUUAAUAUUACCACCAAAGAAAAAUAAUCGACCUCUACCACAAAAGCAUUCCACUGAUGCUACCAUCGAAACUAUUAAUACUUCUCAAGGUAGAGGUUCUGUACAAACAGAGUUGGUAUCAACAGAUGAUUGUACUUGUGAUUCUCAGUUUCCAAAUAAGAUUGAAUAA
This is a messenger RNA of Funneliformis caledonium, 224 nucleotides long. The record is from the annotation of a GenBank genome assembly. Lineage: Eukaryota; Fungi; Glomeromycota; Glomeromycetes; Glomerales; Glomeraceae.